AUGGUUCUUAUAUCUUGUUUUUUUAACUUUUCCACCACAAUAUUACUUCUUUCUUUUCUUUCUUUCUUUCUUUCUUUCUUUCUUUCUUUCUUUCUUUCUUUCUUUCUUUCUUUUCAAUGGUUCUUAUAUCUUGUUUUUUUAACUUUUCCACCACAAUAUUACUUCUUUCUUUCUUUCUUUCUUUCUUUCUUUCUUUCUUUCUUUCUUUCUUUCUUUUCAAUGGUUCUUAUAUCUUGUUUUUUUAACUUUUCCACCACAAUAUUACUUCUUUCUUUCUUUCUUUCUUUCUUUCUUUCUUUUCUUUCUUUUCUUUCUUUUCUUUUCAAUGGUUCUUAUAUCUUGUUUUUUAACUUUUCCACCAAUAAUACUUCUUUCUUUCUUUCUUUCUUUCUUUCUUUCUUUCUUUCUUUCUUUCUUUCUUUCUUUUUUUCAAUGGUUCUUAUAUCUUGUUUUUUUAACUUUUCCACCACAAUAUUACUUCUUUCUUUCUUUCUUUCUUUCUUUCUUUCUUUCUUUUUCUUUCUUUCUUUCUUUUCUUUUUUCUUUCUUUCUUUUCAAUAUUCUUAUAUUUUUUUUUUAACUUUUCCACCACAAUAUUACUUCUUUCUUUCUUUUUCUUUCUUUCUUUCUUUCUUUCUUUCUUUCUUUCUUUCUUUUCAUGGUUCUUAUAUCUUGUUUUUUUAA
Molecule: messenger RNA, 684 nt
Organism: Acanthosepion pharaonis
Lineage: Eukaryota; Metazoa; Mollusca; Cephalopoda; Sepiida; Sepiidae
Source: the annotation of a GenBank genome assembly